UAUAGGGCCCAUAAUAAAAGAAAAAAGAAAGAAAGAAGAGUGACGCGUGAUCAUCGCGCGUUGACGACUGAUGCCACGCAUCGAUGCACGAAUUAAUAAUUUAAAUUAUUAGAUCCAACUGGAAUAUCAGUGCAUUCGCUGACAUCGCUGACGAGAACGAUGAGUGAUAGUGCCGGGAACCUCGGAAAAAUGGAGGAUGACUUUAAUGAUUCCACAGGUGUAUUGUGGUAAUCAUCGGCGCGCGUGUGUAGUGUCUGGUCUUUUCCGCGCACUGAUUGUCGCUGAUUUCUCUGACAAGGAUCUACUGUCAUCUCCAAGAUUAUCUAUUCCAGUCGUCUUAGAUUAUUCAUAUGGAUGUCAGAUAAGUUUCUAUAUAAGUUUUAUUACAUGGAUGCAAUCUGAUUUAAUAAAGAUGAUUCUCCAGUCUCCACGAUAUAAAAUAGUGAAUCAUCAUUUCAAGAUUUUUAUGAAGAAACAUACCAAAGCGAGACUCUGCAAAUUGAACAACGGUUACGGAGUUAUACCUAUAAUUGCGUUAAUUGUGAAUGGCAAAACUAAGGAUUAUAUCGUGGGUUUUACUGAAUUAAGAAACUAUGAUGAUUUUUUUACAUAAACAUUGCAAUGCUGUUUUGCACAAUUUGAUGUGAUCAAUUAUAACGAUGAUAUACAAUGGUCAGAAAAGAAGUA
Wasmannia auropunctata (little fire ant) is the source of this 687-nucleotide messenger RNA. Its product is annotated as thioredoxin domain-containing protein 9 homolog. The transcript has 4 exons. Bases 197 to 613 code for a protein of 138 amino acids. NCBI's taxonomy places the organism in Eukaryota, Metazoa, Arthropoda, Insecta, Hymenoptera, Formicidae. The record is from RefSeq and is a predicted model, not a curated record.